Molecule: messenger RNA, 5924 nt
Organism: Harpegnathos saltator (Jerdon's jumping ant)
Lineage: Eukaryota; Metazoa; Arthropoda; Insecta; Hymenoptera; Formicidae
Exons: 12
Coding region: 683-3391 (902 amino acids)
Biological process (GO): autophagosome-lysosome fusion
Source: RefSeq, a predicted model, not a curated record
CUCUCUCUCUCUCUCUCUCUCUCUCUCUCUCCCUCUCUGGAGCGCAUGAACCUUACCUCGCUCCUUAUCGCCGACGGCCUCUCGUCGUCUCGUGGCCGUCGGUCGCCCGGGCCGCCGAAGACAGGAGUGCCGCGCGCGAGGACCGCGGGAAAACGCGGCCGCGAGGACGACGCUCGCAGUGAAGCCUCGGAGUGCGCGACGACGCAGCCCGGAGUAGCCCCGCGACAGAGGGCUUGUUGACGUCGUGCGGUGGCCGUCCAUUCGUACCGCGAGCUGCAGCGUGAAAACACGCAGCUGCGAGGACGUUCCUCCGGGUUCCUCGCUCCGCGAGCCCCUCGCCCGGGACAGCGAGAGACCGCACAGUGAAAACCGGUUCAGUGACACGUGACCGUUCCUCCGCGUCUGCUCUCGCGCGCGUGUGUUCUGUGCCGACGGAGGAGCGACGCCGGCUGGCAGGUGGCUGGCCUCUCCGAGCGCGAACGUCUACGAGGACGACCGGCGGUUCACCCUGCUGCUGAUCGUCGGAAGAUGUAGUGGAGCCGGUGUCGGAGAAGAAGGCUACGUCCGGCGAAUCGAAUUCACGGUGCAAAUUGGUGCGCUGGGAAGCAGGGAGGCUGUGAUGAGGGAAGUCGGCUAAAAAGGAGCCCCACGUCGCGCAAGCGUCGGUAGGAGUACAGGAAAGAUGCCGCUUUCCUCGAGAGUCUUAUUAAGCCCGCUGCUGCUUCUAAUCAUCGCAGGAAGCACCGGCGCCUUCAGCUCCCGGCAAGAAGAAUGCUCAUUUCCGGCCAAGUGGGAAGGCACGUGGUUCCAAAGUGGCGUGAGGCAGCCGAUAGUGAUAUCCAGGAACGAACUAUCCAGCAAGGGCAGAUGCUUGCACAACGAAGGCGACAAGUUUCUUCUGGUGGAUCAGAAGUCAUGCUACCGCUGCGUCGUCAUCCACGAGAAGCACUCCAACGUUCUCCAGUACAAAGAGACUUUUUGCCACGGCAGAAACAUCCUGACGGCUCUCUGCUCGUUCAUCACGGGCGAUGCGCUGCUGUAUUCCAUGUUCCGCGAGGAGGCGCCGCCCGUGGCGUGUCCCUUUCGCGGGCCCAUGACCUUCUCGUACAAUCGGGGCCACGGCACGUGUUCGAACCCGCCGAGCAACAUCGACACCUGCACGGACGACAGCAGGCUCCUCUUCAAGUACCAGGCCUGCCCAGACGUACCGGCCUCGGAGAGCGCAGUGGAGGAGCUGGAAUGUCUGGCCACCUGGAAGGAGGGCAGCAGCCGUUACUUGGUCGGCCGUCUGCAUCACGGCCACGCGUCCAGCAACGAGGAUCGAUACCGAUGCUUCGUCUACGAGAAGGCCAGCCAGACGGUGCAGAGUAGCCUGAACAGAGCCACCAUGGGCAUGGGCGCUAUGGAGCACGAGGUCGCCCUGCCGGGCGGACCGGUGCCCGAAGGCUCCGCCGAGAUAUACCGGGUGGCGCAGAGCGGCGACGCGACGUGCAACGGCCUGUUCAGCCCGAUGGAGGGCUCGCGCACGAUGACGCUGAAGAAGAUCUCAUCACCGGGCGAGUGCCGAUUCCCCAAUUGGCUGACUGGACACUCCAACGGCGGGCUUACCUGGCACACCCUGGACUUGGCCAGGUCCUACACGUUUCAUCCGCGCAACGCGUCGCUGCACGUCACGAGAUCGAACGCGACUUCGCCGAGGCUCGAGAGCGGCUCGGCGGACGCGCAAUACGUGCCCGGCCAAGAGGAUCAGGACAUGAAGAUCCUGUGCAACAGCAUCAAGCAGUCCAACGGCGCGCAGACCAUGACGAUGACAAUGCUGGUGGCGCACUUCACCGUCGGCUGUCGGAGCGGUUUUAUGUGCAUGACAUUCUACCGAAGAGACGGCCACGUGAUCGAGGUGCAAACGGGAAAUGCGGUAUCUAGACCGGAAGAAGCAUGCAGCCCGCCCUAUUUUCAGCAGCACAGUAUACCCUUCCUCACCCUAGUCACGAGUUCCCCGGAGCCGCGCAACUGCCCGUACCUGGGCAAAUUCACGGUGACCGAGGUGAAUCAGAAUCAGCGGAACACGCGCGAGAGCCGCAGAGGUCAGCAGCAUCAGGAAUCGUUGGGGGCGCGUCGCGACGGCGAGAAGGUGCGCCACGCUCAGGAGAGGAACGAGGACCGGCGCGGGCGGAAGCUGGACUACGAGGUGGAGAAACGACGAGCCAACAACGAGUACCUGGUGCACGAGAGGAUGGGCCGGCGAGCGCGCUCGAAUCAUGGCGGCAACCGCGGCCGCAAGGACUACAUCCUGCCGGCGGACGAGGCGUCACCCUGGCGCUCUUCGGAGCUGGAGGAGCUGCUGAGGGAACGCUCCUUGCGAUCGAAAGUCAGGAGGUCAGGCGGCGAGCCGGAGCAACGCGCCGUGCAGGAGAGCUCGCGGUCCAAGACGAGGAGAGCGCGCCGCGACGUCGAGCACCUGUCGAGGAAACGCAACACGAGGUACGCGAAGUACGGCUCCGCCGGGGAGGACAUCAAAGGACUCGCGCCGGCGGGGGCCGAGGGGAGGCUGACGAGAGCGACGGAGGAAACGACGCGGCGAGGUGCAGCGACGCUGAAGGACGCCGCCGCCGGCGCGGAUUACAGUGGGACGGCCAACAGAUCGAGGAGAUAUCCGAAAGUCGAGGACUUCGAAAGUCGACCGGACACGGAUGACGUCGGCCGGUCGUUCUGGCCCGUCGACCUCGACGGCUCGUGGACCAGCAGCGCGCUGCAGGUGCAGGACGAUUAUUUCGGGGAUUACUACGCGGAGCCGGGCGAGAGCCUGCCGCGCAAGAGAUCGCCGAGAAACACGGCCGACAAAGGUAUGACCUAUAAGGACCUCGUGAGGAUGAAGAGGGAGCUCGAGGAGCAUGAAAAGGACGACGACGCCGUGGAAAGGCGGGAGAAGAGGGACGAGGAUGACUCGAGGUGCAGCUCCGAGGUGACGACCUUAACCGUCGGCUGCUCCACGGCAGACAGGAUGGAGUUUCAAAGUGACUGCGUCGACGACGACGCGGGUAUCACCGCCUACUCCUGCCACGGUAGAUGGUUCGACGCCGAGGGCACGCAGUUCGUAAUCGCCACCCCGUUGGCGCGCAGGACGGCCUGGCGUUCGAGCGAGAACAACAGGCCGCAGCCCUACAGGAACAGCCGUAGACUGUGCUUCAUGUACAAAGAGAGCGGCGGAGUUGUCAGUUUGACUGCCAGCCCCGUGGCUUGUCAGAGGGGCAUCCCGCCGCCCCCGCCGCUGUUGGCCUUCAACGCAACCAGCACCGGUCAAUGCAUGGAAGCGAACGGCGGGCGGAUCGGCCGACCGACGUACCUGCUGACGAUCGUCCUGCUGACAGCGGUCGCCGCGAUAUUCAGGUGAUUCUAAUCGAAAGCGCGACCUACUCAAAAUCACCCGAGGACACGUCCUUAGGCGAUUAGUCGACAGCGUCGCCGGACACUCAGUGUGGUCGUGGUGACGAAGGACACUGAUGACGCGCUAACGGGCGGAGGCUGAGGAAGGAUCAAGAGAGUGCGACAUUUUCGGCCGCGGAUGAAGGAGAGACGCGAGGGACGAGAGAGAGAGAGAGAGAGAGAGAGGAAGCCGUCGUCGUCGGCGGGUUCGGACGUGUUCGCGGCUUCUGUUAGUUUCUUCAAAGCUGUCGGGAGAAAUUCGCGCUCGUGCGAUCGCGUCGCGUUUCGCGAACGAGCAGGCGGCCAGCCGCCCACCCCGUCGUCGUGGAGAAUCGAACGGAUAAGAGUGGCAAGAGGGAAAACGGCGGAAAUCGGAGUGAUCGCGUCGAGAUCCUGCUUGACCCCGAGAAGGACGACCUCGGGCAGAGGCGCGCUUGUGAAUGGAAGGACAAUCGGCGACGGUAGUGCGCGACGCGAGCCGAAGCGACGAGAGGAGAUCGAGCGUGGGUUUCCCCCGGCCAGUAGCUUUUUUUACCGGACAUAGGCGCGUUAGGCACUAGCUAAUUGAAGUCUGUCGGGCGGAGCUGACGAGAAGUUAUCGAGCGAUUUUUAUGGUUAGACCAUAUCACAUCACGAAGGAUAUCGCGGUGUCGCGACGAUCGGCGCGAGCCUCGGUCAGAGCGCGAAAGACGCGACUCGCCGUGCAGGGACCGAUCGUCGGAGUCCUCUCUCUCUCUCUCUCUCUCUCUCUCUCUCUCUCUCUCUCUCUCGUUCUAACCAGUAAGAAGUGCGAUCGUUACUUUUUAAGACGGAUAAAGGAGCAGAGAGAGAGAGAGAGAGAGAGAGAGAGAGAGGGAAGAGAAUACUACACGAAGAGACUAUAUCCCCUCGAUAAGUGCAAAAAAGCGAGAGAGCAUUUACUCGGUAAAUAUUUUCUUCGCCGGGCGAGAACGCUCAUUUCUUUGCUCAUUCUCGGGCACGUACCCUCUCGAUAAAUACCGAGUAAUCGACGACACGUAAUAAUUAUAUCGAUAAUUACAUGUAAUUACCCGCGGCGAACACCGUGCCGUCGCUCUUCGAUCGGAUCGAGCGGAAGAGAAAGAGGGAGGGAGGGAGGGGAGGAGAGAGAGAGAAAGAGAGAGAGAGAGAGAGCCACCUCUCGCCUCGUCCUGACUAAGCGACACGCCACGAGGGAUAAAGGGAAGUGUGAUUGCCGGUGAGCCGCGCGUUCGCAGGAGCAACGAGUGACGUGCGCGUCGCGCACAAGCGGAGGCUUAACGAGCCCCAAUUGAGCCGGUGAGAUCUUGGACGGUAUAACACGUUAAAUAUGUCGCGCGUUACUUUUCAGCGCGCGGGCGCAGCCGAGGCUCGGGGAGAUCGGGAGGUCGUUAGACGCGACGAGGAACACGCAAAAAGGGCAAUAACAGUAUCGGAGCCACGGGAGCGAGGCGAGCGUACUUGCGGAGAGUCUCAUUGCGGCGAUCUCCUCUUUGGAGUUGCCGCUUUUUCUUUUCCUGUCCGUGAUCUCUCCGUGAAUUCCCGGCACCUGCAGCUGGCUGCGCGCUUCCUCGAGGCUCACGGCUCACCGCCUGAGCAUUUUUCUUUAUCCGCGCGUCAAGAUUUCGCCGCGAGCAAGCGCACGUCGCGCCGCGGAGAAGACGGCGAGAAGACUUUCGCCUGUUGGCGAACGCGGAGUUGCCGGCCGAUUACCCAAAAGUUCCCAUCGCUCAAGAACGAUCGAAUAUCCCGAAGGAUUCGUCGCGCGCGAACGUCAUCCCGAAGAUCCGAGCGGCGCCUUCGUCUCGUAGGAGAGCGACCGGCCGGUGAAUCGCGACGGGAUGCGCACGGACGACGUUUCUCCGACGAUCCUCUUCGGCGCGAACGUUAACGUAAGCAAUAAGCAAUAAAGAUACAAGACGCGCAUAUACAGAGAGAGAGAGAGAGAGGGAUGGAAAGAAAGAGACACAUGCAUACAAGACAGAAACACGCAUACAUGCAUACACACAUAACACACACACACACACACACACACACACACACACACACAUAGGUACGCGGCGUUGGCACGCUCGAGAGAACGGUGAUAACGAGGAGGAUGUUGCGCUUGUACACGGAGGUGUAUGGAGUGUGGAGACGUUAAUCCGAAGGAACUCCAUUAAUCAGUUCCGAUUCUCGCGAUUAUAGUGACGAUGAGGAAGGCCGAACGUGACGUAGGAGACGCUAUGAUAUUAUUGUAACUAAUACAGAGUCUAUAUAUUAUAUUAUUGUACAACCAUCUUUGUAAUAAUUAAGUCGUAAUCGAGUGACGAGAGAGAAGUGUAGAAGCGCGGGGCUGGGGUGGGGGGCAGAGCGAAAGACAAACCAAAGAAAAAGUUAGAGGGACGACGACAGUGUGAGAACGGUGAGAGCGGGAGAGCAAGUGUGUGCCAGAGGAUGCGUGCGUGUGUGCGAGAGCUGAAGAUAAUGUGAGAAUGAGAAUGAAAGAGAGAGAGAGAGAGAGA